ACAAACGCUUCGUUAGCAGAAAAGAGAGUUCGCCGCUCGAAAUAAAGUGGCCAUGCAGACUAUAAGGCUUUUGCGAUCCUUUACCGUGCCUGUCAGUCACACAUCUUUGUAUGGCAGCAGGGCGGCUCGGCAGGUAGGGCUGCUGCGUCAGUCCUCAGCUUUGCGUUUGGAAAUAUACUUUUACCCAUGUUCUCAUGGGUGUCUUCCAGAUACUCCCAGAAUAUAUAUUUUAAUUGGGCUGGACACAAUAUUCCCCGUCAUAUGUGUAUAAGAGGCACUGUCCUAUUAUCUCCGUGACAGGCUUCGAGGUACUCUGACCCUAACUGGGAAAGCGAUUAUUAAAAACCGAUACAUGGAUGGGUAUUACAAGUACAAAAAUAUAAAGUGAAUAAAACAGUUUGAUCUAAUUAACCCUAAUAGGAUCAAUAACAAACAAAAUCAAUUAUUUAGAUUAUCGUUGGUCCACCUUUAGGCUCCAGUGAAGAUCAUGAAAAAUGCACUGGGAAAAUGAAAAACAAAAAAAUUGCUUAAUAUACUAAAAAAUACCUGGAGAAAACGGGGUGCACCUAUAACACAUAUUUGCCGAAACGGCAACGGAGAGAGAUAGCAACAUGGAUUAAUAUGUGCAGCAUGCACGGAAAAUAACUAAUAAGGACCCUGGUGGCAAUCCCGGAUAAGGGGAGAAGAAGAUUUAAAGUCCUGAUGCUCAGCAUCAAGCAGAUGUUGCGCUGGCCAGACCAGACGCGGCUUGGAUCACAAAUAGGAGGAGUGCGCAUGCGCGAUCCCUGCCGUUUACUGUAUAUGCGCCGAGGAAAAAAAGAACAGAGGCAACAAAACCAACCUUUUUACAGCAAAGUGGCUCGUGCUUUAUAAAUAACCUCCUGGGAAACAAAGAGCCAUCUCAACAGAGGCAUGUAUACUUUCAGUGACAAAGCGUCGCUGCUGUGUUGCUGCACGCCACCUCCAUUAAUUUACACCAAAAGCACGAAGAGUGACUGGGGCUCGCAGGAGGGAUUUUAGUGUGAUGAAACAAAGGAACAAAGGAUGCUUUAGAAGAGCUGCUGUCUUCAAGUCUGGAUUGUAUUUCAAAGCACACCGAUGGAUCUAUUCCCUUGCAGUACCUUUAGAUCGUGAUAUGUGACUGACAGCAUCGCUUAUGAUCCCUCCAUCUAUGGCGAACUAUAGCCAUGCAGGUGAGCACAGCAUCUUGCAGAGUGUGUCUCCCCUCGCCACGUUCCUCAAACUGACCUCCCUGGGCUUCAUCAUCGGGGUCGGCGUGGUCGGCAACUUCCUGAUCUCCAUCCUGCUCAUCAAAGACAAGAGUCUGCACAGGCCACCCUAUUACUUUUUGCUGGACCUCUGUGCCUCUGACAUCCUGCGCUCGGCGAUCUGUUUCCCGUUCGUGUUCACCUCUGUGAAGAAUGGCUCGGCGUGGACCUACGGCACGCUCACCUGCAAAGUGAUCGCCUUCCUGGGCGUGCUCGCCUGCUUCCACACGGCCUUCAUGCUCUUCUGCGUCAGCGUGACCCGCUACCUGGCCAUCGCGCACCACCGCUUCUACACCAAGCGGCUGACCUUCUGGACCUGCUUGGCCGUCAUCUGCAUGGUGUGGACGCUCUCGGUGGCCAUGGCCUUCCCGCCCGUGCUGGACGUGGGCACCUACUCCUUCAUCCGGGAGGAAGACCAGUGCACCUUCCAGCACCGAUCGUUCCGGGCCAACGACUCACUGGGCUUCAUGCUUCUCCUGGCCCUCAUUCUCCUGGCUACCCAGCUGGUAUACCUCAAGCUCAUCUUCUUCGUCCAUGACCGGCGGAAGAUGAAGCCCGUUCAGUUCGUGCCGGCCGUCAGCCAGAACUGGACCUUCCAUGGACCCGGGGCUAGUGGGCAGGCAGCCGCCAACUGGUUGGCGGGCUUCGGUCGGGGUCCGACCCCGCCCACCUUGCUGGGGAUCCGGCAGAACGCAAACCCGGCGGGCCGGCGCCGCCUGCUGGUCCUGGACGAGUUCAAGACGGAGAAACGCAUCAGCAGGAUGUUCUACAUCAUGACAUUCUUCUUCCUGGUGUUGUGGGGGCCCUACCUGGUGGCGUGCUACUGGAGGGUGUUUGCCAGGGCCCUGGCUGUGCCGGGGGGCUACCUGACGGCCGCUGUCUGGAUGAGCUUCGCCCAGGCCGGUGUCAACCCCUUCAUCUGCAUCUUCUCCAACCGCGAGCUCAGGCGCUGUUUCAGCACCACGCUCCUGUACUGCAGGAAAUCCCGGUUACCGAGGGAACCCUACUGUGUUAUAUGAAGGCUUGUUUCUGUGAUUGAUUGGCUGGGCAGUUUGGUCGUACGCCUCCCCUCCCAGUGCCCAGCAGAAGGGAAGGGAACUGUCCGUCAGUAGAUUCGGAUGGGGAGUCUGGAGGCACUUGGUGGAUAUUGUAAAUGUUCAGGAAUGGGAUGUCCUGCUGUGUUUGUUAUGGUAAUUUAUUUGCUGUGGAAGCCUGUUUGAAGCCACAAAAGCAAAAAAAAAAAAGAAAACUCAAACUCUGGAUGUUUGAAGAUUAUUCUGUGAGGUAAGAGUUUUGCAAAAAAAAAAAAAAAAGUUGGGGGAGGGACUUAAGCAUAUCCUUACCUCUGAGAAAUGGAAUUAUUUUACAUUUAAAAAUUGCACUAAAGAAAAUAUAUGAAAUGUUCUUUUUUUUUUUUUGCUCAACCAUUCGCUUUUACAGACUUCACACUGAACGCUUUAGUUUACUGACGAUUAGUUCGCUAAAGACGAGCUGAGUUUCACCCAGUGACCUUCGGUACUGGAGUAACACCUUCCACAGGUUAGACAGUGAUAUCAGUGUAAGUGAUAUUUUUCCAUUUUUCUGAGUGGGGGGUGGGUGGGUUAACAGUAUCGUUGUGCUUUUUUGAAUCGCGAUUUAGGACCUAUUUAUUGUAGUUUUAAUAUUCAUAUGUCCCAGUUUUCCCACAUUGUUAUUUUUUGUCUACUGUUUUUUACAAUGAUGAUGAUGAUGAUGAUGGUUGGGUUACAAAACACACACCUAUUUUUUUGGAGAACAGAGCCCAAAUGAACAGCGAAGGAGUGUCAUCUGUCACCGUCACUUGUCACCGUGCCUGGCCACCCUGCUAAUGUCCCUGCAGAAGAUCUCACCUUAAUGGCUCAAAUACAGCACCAUAUAUUCUAUCGUGCUUAAGCUGCACGCUCCCCCCAAACACCCACACAGACCAGCGCCUUACCGCAGGUCCCUUUGUGGUCCGAUCAUACAGCCACUGUGUAAGACCCUAUUUCACAGCACGACCCAAGCCUUAGUUAGAGAUACUGCACAAUUUGUAAAACCAACCUUCAGAAAUGACACCUGUUGUAUUAAAGGCCCAGCGUCCUGAUCAUCUGUUCCCCACAUUUGUUGUCUGGUUGAUUUGGAUCAUCCAUCCUUUUGACUCCUGUGACCAUUCUAGUCCUGACGAAUGGGGAUUUUCCUCUUUGUUGAGUAGCUGAAAUGUCCGUUUGUGAGUGUUUCAUUUUGGAAGGCUUGGAUGUGGCUUUAACCUGAUUUGGGGGACUGCAUUCUGCCAAACGUUACCUGUGUACACUGUUGCUUACAUUUUGGAAAUAAAAUUUUACAUUUUUCAAAUUAA
Paramormyrops kingsleyae is the source of this 3621-nucleotide messenger RNA. RefSeq names its product probable G protein-coupled receptor 85. Gene Ontology annotation, biological process: G protein-coupled receptor signaling pathway. Gene Ontology annotation, cellular component: plasma membrane. Lineage: Eukaryota; Metazoa; Chordata; Actinopteri; Osteoglossiformes; Mormyridae. Gene Ontology annotation, molecular function: G protein-coupled receptor activity. The record is from RefSeq and is a predicted model, not a curated record.